CAGGAAGUACCGCAGAGACAGGCUAGCAGGCUAGCAGCUGUUAGCACGCGGCUCGCUGGCGCUUCAUGAAUACUUAACGUGUUGUCCUACAGGAAUAACACGGGGAUCAACAAUCGUCGGGUGCAGCGUUUCGGCACAUCAUGUCCAGCAAAAAGCGAACGAGGGAGAAGGAGAAGGAGAAGGAGGGCGGACGGGAGCACAAGAAACACAAGUCGUCAAAGCACGAUUUGGAAAAACUGAAAACGCAAACGAGAAAACUCAGCCAAGAAGUUCAGCAGCUGAAACACAUCGAGACGUUCUAUGAGAAACCUCCACCGGGACUCAUAAAGGAGCACGAGGAGAAACCAGAGGACUGUAUUCCCGCGGAACCAGGAAACGAGGAAGCCCGGAACUUCCUGGCCCACGCGCCCACCAGGGGGCUGUGGAUGCCUCUGGGGAAGGAGGUGAAGGUGAUGCAGUGUUGGCGGUGCAAGCGCUAUGGUCACAGGACGGGAGACAGGGAGUGUCCUUUCUUCAUCAAAGGCAACCAGAAGCUCGAGCAGUUCAGAGUGGCUCAUGAAGACCCGAUGUAUGACGUAAUCCGAGAGAACAAAAGAAACGAAAAAGAAACCAGGAUCCAGCAGCUGCAGCAGUUGCUCCAGGACACCACCUCAUCCUCCUCCUCCGACUCAGACAGCUCUUCCUCUUCCUCCUCGUCCGAGCACCGCGGCAAGAAGAAGAAAAAGAGGAAGGACAAGAAAAAGGACAAGAAGAAGAGAAAGAGGAAGCGAAAGCACAAGUCAUCCAAAACGAGUGACAGCUCAGAUUCAGACUGAGUGUGCAGAACAUGCUAAUACAUAAUGUGUGUAUUAUGUGCUUUAAAUGUAGCGAGAGAAGUGUGCAGCGUGUAAGAAGAGCACUCUCCUUUCCUCUGCAGGUUGAGAGGUAACAACUUGAAUCUACACCCUCUCUGUUACAUCAAACCCCACAGGCUGAUAUGAAGCAUCAAAAAAGCUUUGGCCGCGUUGGUAAAGAAUCCAAAACUAUACGAACGGAGCCAGCUGCUGUAAGAGAUAACCGCCUUUGACUGGCUUUUAAUGAGCCAGCAAAUACAGUGUGUUAUUAAGAGAUUGUAUUUUCCAUGUUUUUUUUUUCAAUCCCUGCCAUCUCUGGGGUAUUAAAUACUUUGAUUGUAGAGCGGCAAAGAGAUGGAAAUGGCCUAAAUUAUACAUCGGCGUUCAGUUACAGCUUGUUUUCCACAAACGCCUGAAUGUUGAGUGAGUGACUGUACAUAAAUAGAUGGAAUGAUUUGAGGUUGGAAUAAUCUUAUUUGCUGGGAGCGAAAAAAAAAAAGCCACGGACACGAGGAAGGAAUGUAUGUGAAUGUGUUCCCUUAUGAAAGUAGAGCUGUUUAUUCUGUGCGCACCCAUAUGCAGAAACAAAGCUGUUGAUCAUCACGGCCUUGA
This is a messenger RNA of Betta splendens (Siamese fighting fish), 1445 nucleotides long. It is a transcript of the gene rp9, whose product is annotated as RP9 pre-mRNA splicing factor. Lineage: Eukaryota; Metazoa; Chordata; Actinopteri; Anabantiformes; Osphronemidae. Gene Ontology annotation, biological process: RNA splicing. The record is from RefSeq and is a predicted model, not a curated record. Bases 141 to 815 code for a protein of 224 amino acids. The transcript is spliced from 6 exons.